UUAGACACUGUUCUCAUCGCCACCCCUAGCCUUGACAAACAAAAAAAAGUAGAAAUCUUUUGCAAGACUUGGGACUAAAGUCGCUUUCUUUCUGGUUUCUCUCUACCACUCAAUCCAUGGAAGCCCUGGCAAGCUCUGUGUUCAUACCCGAGACGUUUCCACUUCAUAACAACAACAACAACCCAGUUACUUCAAUCAGAACACCCAAUAACCGAACUGGGUCUCUCAAAAUCGGCCAAAGCUGCCAUUUUGUCGGCCUCCGUGCUCAAGCUCUCUCCGGCGAGGCUUCUGGGUCCGGCGAGAAUGAAGAUGCAAGGCCUCUCAGUAGUGGCUUUGGCUUAGAUAGUCUCUCUUUGUCUCAGGGUAAUUUAAAUCACCGUGAAAGUGGUGAGAAGGAUGUGGAUGAGGCAUUUAAUGUAGACAGUUCUCUUACAUCCCAUUCUGCAAAUGGAGCAGGAGGAACAAGAGCUGGGCUCUUUAGGACUCCAAUUUCUGGCGGGGUGCAGAGUGCAACUUCAGCUCAUGGUUUACCUCGUCCGUCCCUAGCUGUACGCAAUCUUAUGGAGCAGGCCAGAUUUGCUCAUUUGUGCACUGUGAUGUCACGCAUGCACCAUCGACGAGAAGGAUAUCCAUUUGGUUCGCUGGUUGAUUUUGCACCUGAUUCAAUGGGCCAUCCUAUCUUUUCGUUUUCCCCAUUGGCCAUCCACACACGGAAUUUGUUGGCUGAUCCAAGAUGCACGCUUGUUGUGCAGAUUCCUGGAUGGAGCGGCUUGUCAAAUGCAAGGGUAACCAUUUUUGGUGAUGUCUACCCACUUCCAGAGGAUCAGCAGGAAUGGGCUCAUAAGCAAUACAUAGCAAAACAUCAACAGGGGCCUUCUCAGCAAUGGGGAAAUUUCUACUACUUCAGGAUGCAGAACAUAAGCAGUGACAUUUAUUUCAUUGGUGGCUUUGGGACUGUCGCUUGGGUUGAUGUGAAAGAAUACGAGGCCCUUCAGCCUGAUAAGAUUGCAGUUGAUGGAGGGGAGCAAAACCUGAAGGAACUUAAUGCAAUCUUUUCGAAGCCCCUAAAAGAGCUACUGUCCCUUGAAUCUGAGGUGGAUGAUGCUGCUUUCAUCUCUAUAGACAGCAAAGGGACUGAUAUUCGGGUCCGUCAGGGAGCACAGUUCAACAUUCAGAGGCUAUCAUUUGAAGAAGGCCAUUCUGUCGAGACAUUAGAGGAAGCCAAGGCUGCUCUCAGAAAACUUAUAAACAAAGGCCGAGUGCAUAGUUUGUAGAAACGAAGAUGGGGACUGCUUAUGGUGCAUUUGUUUUCCGUCUUUCUCAGUGAACUGAUGAACCUGGAUGGUGACUAGAAAAUGAGUCGCUCUCCUUUGAAAUUUGAGAGAAAUAACCACAUCCGUUUUCAUCAACAUAUUUAUGUUCUUAACCUAUAGGAUUGAGUUGUAAUAGAAUUGAUGUGCAACGUUAUAUUAGUUUGGAAUGCACAGAAAUGUGUUGCUCG
Messenger RNA from Rosa rugosa (rugosa rose), 1501 nucleotides. RefSeq lists its product as uncharacterized. Lineage: Eukaryota; Viridiplantae; Streptophyta; Magnoliopsida; Rosales; Rosaceae. The record is from RefSeq and is a predicted model, not a curated record. Bases 117 to 1274 code for a protein of 385 amino acids. The transcript has 9 exons.